AUGGGACUUCUCCGGACCAUCGCGAUUGCGAUCCUAGGAUUCUCAGCCUUUGUCUUUGUUGUCCUCUUUGGAAGACUACCAUUCUUUCGGAAAACACCGAUUGGCCUCCUCCAUAGGAUCGUCUGGAUACAUAUCCCCAAUGGAAUAUUGUUUAUUGAUUCUCGCCUUUUCGGUGGACGCGUCUUGAGCUGCUGGAGUAGGGCUGGUAGCUAUGUAUUCUAUGAGAAUCACCCUCUCGUGCUUAUAUUCUUUACGUCGCUUCUGAUUAUCGGCGAAGUCAUAUUUGUUCCGAGUGCUUGGCCGCGGGUCUCCGUGGUCGAUCGAGCUUGCAUCCCAGUCGCUGUAGCUUUCCCGUACAUCUUCCUAUAUCUCAGUGUUAUCACCAAGUCAUUCAUUACCCCAGAGAACCACGACCAGGAGAUGAAGCGCUACCCUUAUGACAAGGUCAUAUUUCAGCCUGGACACCGCUGCACGACAUGUGACUUCCUCAAACCAGCGAGGAGUAAACAUUGCAGCUAUUGCAAGGGUUGCAUUGCUCGGCACGAUCACCAUUGCAUAUGGCUCACGAACUGUGUCGGUCUCAACAACUACCAAUACUUUCUAUCCCUGUUGCUCUCUUUGAGCGUUAUGCUCGCUUACGGCUCUUUUCUUGGGUACACUAUAUUGUCCCAAACUUACGACAGGCUUAUACCACGGACUCACCCAGUUCGCCUGAGAAAACAAAGCUGGACUACUUUCUUCAAUAUUUGCGCAACGGUUGUGGCGGCGGAUGCUCGGGUUGGAGGAGUCACGAUGCUAAUGUUUAUGACUGCUCCGUUGGCCUUUGCCUUCCUUGUCUAUCACAUUUACCUCAUCUGGGCCGGCAUGACGACCAACGAAAGUGCUAAAUGGUCCGACUGGAAGGAUGACGUGGCCGAUGGGAUUGCCUUCAAGUUGAUACGCAACAGGUCCGACUCCCCUCUCCUUGCUUUCCCGCAAAGCACGAGUUCUUGGCCGGUGACUAGUGAUCAAGUCCUUGUAUUUACAGACGGAGAGCCGCCGAAGAAGGGACAUCGAGUCGAAAAAGGCUCAAACGAGGUUCUCCAACCGCGUAACCCGGAUGCUGCCAUUGAUCCGAGGUUCGUCCAGGUCCAAAGCAUGAAGGAGAUCGAUAACAUUUACGAUCUGGGCUUCUGGAAUAAUCUGCGCCAUGUCUUCAAGAUUCCUGCAAGGCGUGAUUCAUGUAGCUAG
Aspergillus calidoustus is the source of this 1230-nucleotide messenger RNA. The record is from the annotation of a GenBank genome assembly. NCBI's taxonomy places the organism in Eukaryota, Fungi, Ascomycota, Eurotiomycetes, Eurotiales, Aspergillaceae.